GCAGGCACCCACCGGAAGCAGCCCCGACACCCGAACAUGGCGGCCGCCCGGUGCGUACGUUGGGGCCUGAGACGAACCGGGACCUGGCUGCUCCCGCCGCCUGCGUGCUGCCCCCAGCGCGCUCUGCACAAGCAGGCCGACGGCACAGACUUCCAGAGUAUCUACAGCCUGGACAAGCUCUACCCCGAAUCCCGGGGCUCGGACACCGCCUGGAGGGUCCCGGACGAUGCAAACCAAGCCAAUAAUGACAUUCCUCUAGAUCGUUUGACGAUAUCUUACUGCCGGAGUAGCGGUCCUGGGGGCCAGAAUGUUAACAAAGUGAAUUCCAAGGCCGAAGUCCGGUUCCAUUUGGCAACCGCCGAGUGGAUUGCAGAGCCUGUGCGGCAGAAGAUGGCCGUCACGCAUAAAAAUAAGAUGAACAAGUCAGGAGAGCUGAUAGUCACCUCCGAAUGCAGCCGCUAUCAGUUCCGAAAUCUGGCAGACUGUCUUCAGAAGAUUCGAGACAUGAUUGCUGCGGCCAGCCAGCCAGCUAAGGAGCCGUCCAGAGAAGAUGCGGUACUGCAGAGGAUCAGGAUAGAAAACAUGAAUCGGGAAAGGCUGAGAAAAAAGAGGAUAAAUUCUGUCAUAAAGGCAGGCCGAAGGGUGGACAUGGACUGAAAUCCGCCCCCAGAGCCGACACGGACCCUCCUCAGGGCAUCCAGGCGGCCGCAAGCGCGAGCUCUAACACCGUCAGGAGGCCCCUUGUUUGUGGCCGUUAAUGCUCAGCCUUGACGUGGGCGCCGCCACGAGAAUGUUCGCCCAGAAGGAGGGUGGCAGGCACUGCUUGCCUGGUCCUUAUAGGCAGUCACGUGUUGUCAGACCUUCACUAUCCACUUCGUGCGUCAGCGGUAAUAAAAUGCUGCAGUAAACACAA
Suricata suricatta (meerkat) is the source of this 913-nucleotide messenger RNA. It is a transcript of the gene MRPL58, whose product is annotated as mitochondrial ribosomal protein L58. The record is from RefSeq and is a predicted model, not a curated record. The transcript has 6 exons. Lineage: Eukaryota; Metazoa; Chordata; Mammalia; Carnivora; Herpestidae. Gene Ontology annotation, molecular function: translation release factor activity. Gene Ontology annotation, cellular component: mitochondrial large ribosomal subunit. Bases 37 to 657 code for a protein of 206 amino acids. Gene Ontology annotation, biological process: mitochondrial translational termination.